Molecule: messenger RNA, 1530 nt
Organism: Exophiala xenobiotica
Lineage: Eukaryota; Fungi; Ascomycota; Eurotiomycetes; Chaetothyriales; Herpotrichiellaceae
Exons: 2
Coding region: 346-1341 (331 amino acids)
Biological process (GO): carbohydrate metabolic process
Molecular function (GO): hydrolase activity, hydrolyzing O-glycosyl compounds
Source: RefSeq, a predicted model, not a curated record
GUAAGAUGUGACCCAAUCCUACAGUCCGGUACGCGACUUGCAGCUGCAUGCCAAGUCACCCGCCACUGUGUUCAAGGCGUCGUCACAUUCCGGAGAAAUGGUCGCUGGCCCCUCCAGUUCAAGUUUCUUUCGGGUAAAUCUGGCUAAAUACCAUCCUGCGCUAGUCGACUUUCUGCAGAAUACAGGCAAUGGUCCGCAUUUAAAAGAGCAGCACCCAGUUCCUUGACGAACUCAGUCUUUAUAAUUCUUGGACUUGGACUCAUAUAUCUAGUCGCCGACGUCACUGAAGAGACACGUAUCGACCCAUCAAAUCUCAUACGGUCCUACAAACAGCCUCCAGCAGCCAUGGCAUCGGCGCCGUUAGUAACCCAUAUCUACACAGCAGACCCGUCGGCGCACGUCUUCGAGGGCAAGAUCUACGUAUACCCAUCUCAUGACCGCGAGACCGACAUCCAAUUCAACGACAAUGGCGACCAAUACGACAUGGCAGACUACCACGUCCUGUCGCUCGACGAGUUCGGCGGCCCCGUGACCGACCACGGCGUAGCCCUCCGAGCGGAAGACGUCCCCUGGGUCUCGAAACAGCUCUGGGCUCCCGACGCCGCGACCAAGAACGGGCAAUACUACCUCUACUUCCCUGCGCGUGACAAGCAAGGCAUUUUCCGCAUCGGCGUCGCGGUCAGCGACAAGCCCGGCGGGCCAUUCACUCCCGACCCGGAACCAAUCCCGGGCAGCUACAGCAUCGAUCCCGCGUGUUUUGUCGACGACGACGGCCAGGCGUACCUGUACUUCGGCGGCAUCUGGGGCGGACAACUGCAGUGCUGGAGUGGGAGUGGCGACAACGGCAAGUUCAAGUUCGACGCGUCCAAGUCCGGACCGCAGGAGCCCAAGGGCAGCGACGUGCCUGCUUUACUGUGCCGCGUGGCCAAAUUGUCCGAGGACAUGCACACUUUCGCCGAGGAGGUCCGGCAGAUUCAGAUUCUGGACGACAAGACGGGCAAGCUGCUGGUCGCGGAUGACCAUGACCGGCGCUUCUUCGAGGCUCCCUGGAUGCACAAGUACAACGGCAAGUACUAUUUCAGCUAUUCGACAGGGGACACGCAUUACCUUGCGUACGCGGUGGGAGAUAAUCCGUACGGACCGUUCACGUACGCGGGACGCAUCCUCGAGCCGGUGGUCGGGUGGACGACGCAUCAUAGCAUCGUCGAGUUCAAGGGGAAGUGGUACCUGUUCUAUCACGAUUGUGAGUUGAGCAAGGGUGUGGACCACUUGCGGUCCGUGAGGAUGAGGGAGAUUGUAUACGAUGAGCAGGGCAACAUUUUGUUGGCGCAGAAGCAGUAAAAAGCCUCCCAGAGGGACCAGAGGGAGUCGGGAAAAUAUUUGGAUGGACGGUCAAUGACCAAGCACACACAAGUAUGAGAAUGCGCGAAUGUCUUGUUGUGGUGGUCUCCUUGUCCUGCCGGGCAAAAGUCCAUACACUGUUUUCUCCUAGGGCAGCUUGUGGAGCACAAACAGAUUCUACAUUGCGGC